Messenger RNA from Callorhinchus milii (elephant shark), 6155 nucleotides. It is a transcript of the gene chuk, whose product is annotated as component of inhibitor of nuclear factor kappa B kinase complex. Gene Ontology annotation, biological process: positive regulation of transcription by RNA polymerase II; tumor necrosis factor-mediated signaling pathway; peptidyl-serine phosphorylation. Lineage: Eukaryota; Metazoa; Chordata; Chondrichthyes; Chimaeriformes; Callorhinchidae. The transcript is spliced from 23 exons. Gene Ontology annotation, cellular component: IkappaB kinase complex; cytoplasm. Gene Ontology annotation, molecular function: IkappaB kinase activity; ATP binding. The record is from RefSeq and is a predicted model, not a curated record. The coding region runs from base 266 to 2536 and encodes 756 amino acids.
AGGAGCGAUGAUGAUGAUGAUGAUGAUGGUGAGGCGGCGCUGGGGGCUCAUUAAAAUGAGGCCUAAAUUGUCACUUGUCUGUCACUCACUCACUCACUCACUGAUUGUGGAGGUUUCUUGGCUCUGAAGUUCACUAUUUAAUCAGCAACAGCAAAGCAUAAGGGUAACCUCACCUACCACAUUGUGGGGUGAUCUCUCUUGUGUCCACAGCCCCCAUACAUCACCGAAGUACCAAAGACAUCAGUGGUAAAGUUCCUGACUAGGCAUGGAUAAAACGCCCUUCAACCAGCUCCAAAUGUGUGGGGCCUGGGUUCCAAAGGAACGGCUUGGAACAGGAGGUUUUGGAAAUGUCUACAUGUAUGAAAAUAAGGACACCAUAGAAAGGAUUGCAGUGAAAGUUUGCCGUUUGGAGUUGAGCGCCAGAAACAAACAGAGAUGGUGCCAUGAGAUUCAAAUCAUGGAAAAGUUGAGCCAUCCAAAUGUUGUAGCAGCACGUGAAGUUCCAGUAGAAAUGAAGAGUCUUGCAAUUAAUGAUGUCCCUUUCCUUGUCAUGGAGUACUGCUCCGGAGGUGACCUGCGUAAGCUAUUGAACAAGCCUGAAAACUGCUGUGGACUGAAAGAAAGUCAAGUUCUCAGCUUGUUACACGACGUAGGUUCUGGCAUCCAGUAUUUACAUGAGCACAGAAUUAUCCACAGAGAUCUGAAACCUGAGAACAUUGUCCUGCAAGAAACCAACGGGAAGUUUGUACACAAAAUAAUUGAUUUGGGCUACGCUAAAGAUCUGGACCAAGGAAGUCUUUGUACAUCAUUUGUAGGAACCUUGCAAUACCUAGCUCCAGAAUUGUUUGAUAGGAAUCUAUCAUAUACAGUCACGGUGGACUACUGGAGUUUUGGAACACUAUUAUUUGAAUGCAUUUCGGGAUUUAGACCAUUUUUGCAUAAUCAACAGCCUAUCCAGUGGCACAGCAAAGUUAAACUCAAAGGCCCAAAGGAUAUCACGGGUAUUGAGGGGAUGAAUGGUGAAACAAGUUUCUCUAUGAAUUUACCACAGCCCAAUUGCCUUAGCAGCUUCAUAACAGAACAACUAGAAUCAUUGCUACAAGUGUUGCUGAGAUGGGAUCCAAUUCAACGAGGUGGAAGCAUGGAGCCUACCACAAAUCGUGCAACAUGCUUUAUGUUAAUGGACACCAUUUUGAGCCAGAAGUACGUGCAUAUAUUGAACAUGACCUCUGCCCGUAUUCAUUCCUUCCUCAUCAAACCUGACGAAAGUCUUCUGUCUCUUCAAAUGCACAUUGAAACUGAAACAGGAAUUGCUGCAGCAAAUCAAGAACUACUCCUGGAGACUGGAAUUUCCCUUGAUCCCCGUAAACCUGCCAGUCAGUGUGUGCUGGAUGGAGUGAGAGGAUGGGACAGCUACAUGGUGUACCUAUUUGAUAAAAGCAGCUCUGUCUAUGAAGGACCUUUUGCUGGUAGAAAAUUACCAGAACAUGUCAAUUAUGUUGUAAGGGACGCAAAGGUAUUAUUGCCCAAUGUACAGCUGAGAAAAGUCUGGGGUGAAGCUGUGAAUUAUGUCUGUGGAUUGAAGGAUGAUUAUAGCAGACUUUUCCAGGGACAGAGAGCAGCAAUGCUGAGUCUCCUCCGUUACAACAGUAACCUGACAAAAAUGAAGAUGACUAUGUUUUCCAAUUCCCAGCAGCUAAAAGCCAAGUUGGAUUUUUUUCAGUGUAGCAUAAAGCUUGAUCUGGAAAAGUACAGUGAACAAAUGGCAUAUGGAAUAUCUUCUGAGAAGAUGCUGAAAGCAUGGAAAGAGAUGGAAGAGAAGGCAGAAGCUUGUCGACAUGCUGCUGAAAUUGGUCACUUGGAAGAAAGGAUCGUAGGUCUACACAGUGAAAUAGUGGAGUUACAGAGAAGUCCAUAUGCAAGGCGUCAUGGAGAAGUCAUGGAAGCCUUAGAACAGAAGGCCAUUGAUUUAUACAGGAAACUCAAGGGAAAAUCAAAAGAUUCACACCACUAUGAGGACAGUACAGAUAUGGUGAAGAUCAUUGUUCAAACAGUUCAGAAUCAAGAUCGGGUGCUGAAGGAGCUGUAUGGCCAUCUCAGUAAACUGUUGGCCUGCAAACAGAAAAUCAUUGACCUUCUUCCAAACAUAGAGCAAACUCUUGACAACAUCAGAGAGAAUGAAAAAAUGUUGCUGAGGUUACAAGAGAAGCGGCAGAAAGAAAUCUGGUAUUUGUUAAAAAUUGCUUGUAGCACAGCUCGAGGCCCUGGAAAUGGCAGUCCUGAGUCUUCUGGUUCACCCCACGGGUUAGGAUGGACACAGCAAGGAGAGACUUUAAUGCCUCAAGGCUCUAUGCCUGACCCGUUGACCUCAAUGCCUGUGCUGAAAAACAGUGAUUCAAUUACUAUAAUAGAAGAGAACCAAAAUUUCAGCAGUAAAUUGAAUAGCUUGAUGCAGGAAACCCUGUUGGAACAGAGGAACAGCAUGUUGUCUCUUGAAUGGAGUUGGCUUGAAGGAAAAUCAUCAGAUGGACUUUAAAUCCAAUUUUUCUCUUUGGUGGUGAAUAUCUGAAUGCUGACAACUGAAAGUCAAAGUGGUUUUGCUGUUAUGAACACUAUGUAAAGGAAAUCAUCUUUCUGUAGUCUGGAAACCUGAACUCUGACCCAGCCCCUUGGAAUGUGAUUGCAUUGUUGAGAAUCUGAUGGACAACAUGGGAAAGUAUUAGUUGUGAAUGUUUGGCCACUUAUUGGCAUUGUCAUAGCAUAUCUAUUGUUAAUCCAGAUACAGUUACAAAUGUUUAAAUAGAAUUCUGUUGUCAUUUUCUUUUUACCAUUUUUACCAAACUUACUCUCCACAGUUAACUUUUUUCUCUUUUACAAGCUACCACAAUAUUUAAACCAGCAAUAACUAAGUUCAAAACACCAAAAAGAACAGGCACAGCACAGAUGCACACGCUAAUGAAAGAAAAAUACUAAGAAGCUCCAUUUGUUGAAAGGAACUAAGUGCAAAAUGUUUUUCAUGCCACCCGGUGUAGUCAACAUUGUCCAACAUUGGUUAGUGUUACAUGAACUGUAAUUUUUAUUUUUCUGCAAAUUAUUCAGCUGCAGUAUAUUUCUUCCUCUUCUACUAAACGUGUUUGACUCCUUUUACUCACUUUUUACUGGGAUACAGUUCCACUCCUACAGAUUGCCCACCACUGCUUUACCAAGUGGCCACAAUCCGUGUGUAUAAGGCUUGACGGUGCAUGUUGACGGGCUAUUCAUCUAUGAAAGGCAGUAAUUGUGACCUCAUUCGAUGUCCACUUGUGAAUUAAGCAGCAGAAAUCUCUGGAUAAUGAUUUCGAGCAAGAGCCUUGUCUUAACGUUUAUUUUCUGUUCCCCAGCCAAGUAUAACAACCCCAACUACUACCCAGCUGAGAACAGCUCACUCAGUACAGACUUAGAUUCCAACCUUGUACCUUCUGGUCUAUUUGCUUAGUGCCUUUACCCAUUCGGGCAUUGGUGAGGUACACUAUCAUUUAUAAUUUGGAUUCAGAGCAGCUAACCAAUGCAAUUGUGCAUUUAGUAAACCAUCACAAUAACCUAUAUUUUUAUUUAACAAUUCAUGAUUUAUAAAAUUACUAAAAAGAAAUUGAAUUUUGCUUUUGGAAUAUUCUAAUGGCAAGAAUUUGAGGUAAAACUGGAGAUAUAACCCAAACCUUUUUACAGUAGUUUUAAUGUUGGCGCUCUAAUUCCAUCCAACUCCCAAUUCUCAUUUCCUCUGUCUUCGAAAUUAUUUUAAAAGAUUAGAGAAAAAAAUGUGGAACACAAUAUACAGCCAGAUUAGGGAAAAUCAUUACAAAAUAUCUAUGAAAUUCCUUAGGGGUGGUGGGGAGGCUCUGCAUUCAGUGGAAUCUCCACAGAAAUGUGGUAUUUUGUGGACACAUUUGAAUAUCAGGCUGUUGUUCCCCCUCCAGCUAACAAUGGAAUUUAGAUUGAAUAAUCGUUUUUGUUUAAUGCCAUUGUCAAGCGUAGCUGACAUUGAAUAUAAACGGACCUCAGGAAAAGUGAUCAAAGCGUUGAAACGAUCUGGUCAAAUCAAUCUAACCAAAUUUCACUAAAACUGGUGUUACUGGAUUGCUUCUGGCAUAACGAGUUUCUUACAAGGUCACAUAAAUGUAAUAAAUAGCUUUCAGUGGAGUAUUGACACAAAAUCAAUUCUUACGCAUUUCUGUUAAUCAUAUACAACACAAUACUGUUGGAUUCAAAUUUUAAUCCCACAAGUUGUUCUAACAAUUGCAGUAAAACACACAGUGACUAGCACCACAUCUGUUUCUGUCAUCUUUUUGGUUCGGUUUUAAUGCUGUAAAUAUAGUACAGAUUUAAUUUAAUUAGGGGGUGCAUUCUCUCUUGAGAUGUUGAGGCAGGGCAGUGGUUUACUUUGCAUCUGGCUUCUGCACAAAAAAUUGCUAACUUUUUUAAGCAGGAGUUAUUGUGUUUUGAUACUUUCCUGACGGUUGUAUGUGACCAAUUUCCUUGCUCUUCAAAGCAGUAUCUAAUGUAUUGAAAUCCUUUAUGUUGAGGUUCAAGUAUUAAUUACAGCAUCAAAACGGUUUUCACAGUUCAUUGGUUAAAUGUUUUCAUCUCAGUGACCCAACAGUUAAAUUCUUAAUGUGUCGGAAAGAGUUUACCGUGAACUGUUGCAGAUUAUGCUUGUUUUUUUUUUUGCAGGCAAAAUUUAGAUUCCUCCACAGGAGACGUAUUCCUGGUCAGCAUAGGCGUUAUUUGGUAAAUAUUAUUCAAAGGUUAUUUUGAGCAAACAAAUACAUAUAGUGUUUACAAAGAGAAUUUAAAUUGGAGGACUGCAGGUUGUGUAAAUCAGUUUUGAACCCUAUCACAAGUGGUUUAUUUUAGACUAAUCACUAAUCCUCAAUGUCUACUGUAUACCCAUACAGGAGGUGAAUGGGAUUAAUUUUAUAUACUGUAUUAUUCUUUACUGGACCUUCAAAUUUCUAUGACUGUGCUCUCAGCAAAGGCUGGAUCUUGAAAAAUAAGAUACUAUAAAAUUGUUACAAAAUUAUAAUGGGAAUGAUACUUUCUUUACCAAUUUUUUUUGAGCGGUUGUAAACUUAACGUUGAUACAGAUUCCAUGACAGAAUUGGUCUGUAAUGCAAUGGAUUGGUCUGCGCAUGUCUACAAUAAUGCAAUAAGGGGGACAUUCCAGUGGCAGUACAGUGAAGACAAAGCACUUCUACAAAGUCAGUGUGUAUUGUAUCAAUGUGAACUCCAUGGAACAAGAGCAAAUACUGGUUCUAGGCACUUUGAUGGGUGAAUACAUUUUUAAAAAUAUGUUUUUUUCCCCCCUCUGUUGUAUAAAGGGCAAAUAAAAUGAUCAAGAGAUGUUGUGCGGUGUUCACUUCACCUUUAUAUCUGUGACUGUCUUCACCUUUAAGUCUGUGAUUUGCACAAUGAAUGGGUUUCUCAUUUUGUAUACAUUAUACGUUGUGCAAUUAUAUUUGUGUGGCCUCACUUUUAAGGUGUAAUUUGGAAACCUCUUACAGCUUUUCUUUCAGUAGCUAAAAUGAAUACUUGCACAUCACUGAACUGGCCAAUCAAUUGUAUCAAAGAGUUGGACACAGUAUCUUUAACUCAGAAUACAUAAACUGAUGUGUAAUUUGGUUUAAUCAAGUGCAACAAAAACUAAAGAUAUGAUUUAAUAUGUAAGGGAGUUUGAAUGGAUUACUUGUGAAGAAUAUGUUUAAUGAAAAAUGCGGUGACUUAUCUGUGUGACUUCUGUUACCUUCUGUUACUGAUGUGCAUAUCAACUCUUAACAAAUUACAUUUUGUUAAUACAUUUAAUAUUGUAAUUUGUUGGUUUGUUGGAUUUUAAAUUCCUAAAUGGAUGAUGUUCAGGCUGUAAUUGUUGAUUUUCUUUUAUUUUCUGUGUUUAUUAAAUCGAGCAGUGCACUCAAAUUUGUAUAUAUCUAAAAUAUUGCAAAAUUAUAUAUUUGUUUUUUAUGGAGCUUAUUUCUGCAUAAUUCAAAUGUACUUAUCUUAUUUUGGAUAUUAAUUGUUACCAUUUGAAACCUCAAAGAGUAAUGUAUUAAAAUGAAUUCUAUUCAAAUGCUUCUCACAUCCAUUGAUGGUUAAAUAGUGCAGGUUAUUUUGUUAAAAGUUUU